Molecule: messenger RNA, 1722 nt
Organism: Torulaspora delbrueckii
Lineage: Eukaryota; Fungi; Ascomycota; Saccharomycetes; Saccharomycetales; Saccharomycetaceae
Gene: EFM1
Product: protein-lysine N-methyltransferase
Exons: 1
Coding region: 1-1722 (573 amino acids)
Biological process (GO): peptidyl-lysine monomethylation
Cellular component (GO): nucleus
Molecular function (GO): protein binding; protein-lysine N-methyltransferase activity
Source: RefSeq, a predicted model, not a curated record
AUGACAAAUCUAGAUCAACUUAAAACAUGUGUUGAAUGGUGCAAGGAUCAUGGUGCCAUUAUUGAUGACCGUCUGGAGUUUAAAGUUACUCAAGCUGCUGGUGUCACUGCAAUUGCCAAGUCAGUCAUUAAGACCACCGAGCCACUGAUCUCUGUCCCAGCGAACCUAUUGAUCACCAAGGAACUAGCUGAAAAAGAGUUUGGUAGCGCAAGUGGUGCGGUUUCCAGCGAGAACCCGAAUGCUUUGGUUCAAUUAUUCACUGCUAAGAUGAAAUUCGAUCCCAGUGCGAGGCCCUUCCACAAACCUUACUUCGAUAUACUGCCCACUAAAUUGGACCAACCAUAUUUUUGGAAGCUGCAAGAGGUUGAGCUUUUGAAAGGUACGGAUAUUUACUUACUAAUGAAGCAGAACUUACGGAAGAUUGUUAAGGAAUGGCACGUAUUACUCGACCAAUUGAAAUUGAAGCCGGAAGAUGGAGAGUUAUACGAACAGUCUGAAGCACAGGACUUUGAUAUUUUGAAGUACAUCUGUGAAUACCGUGAGCAACACAAGUCGAUUUCAUGGAAAAGCUUCGUGGGGUAUUUAUGGGCCACAGGUAUAUUUACUUCAAGAGCAUUCCCAAAGCUAAUUCUUGAGGAAAAAUGCUCUAGCAUAAAUGAGGCGUUCUUAUACCCAUUAGUGGAUCUUCUGAACCAUAAGAACGAUACAAAGGUCAAGUGGACGUUUACCAAUGAUAACGUCUGCUUCGUAAGCCAAGAAAUCAUGAAAGAAGGUGAAGAAGUGUUCAAUAAUUAUGGAGAAAAAUCAAACGAGGAUUUACUGCUGAGCUAUGGCUUUGUCCAAGAUCAAAACCCCUACGAUCUUACUAGACUCACCUUAAGAUUGACAAAAGAGAUGAUAGAUGAAGCACUGAAUGCCGAAUUAGGGUUCUCCGAGAAGAACAAAGUCGCAGAUGAUUGUGUCCAGUUCCAAAUCACUGCCGUGGAGCCGCUACCCAGUAGUAUGGUCAAUUUUUUCGGAUACUUAUGCAAGUUAGGAUCUGAAGCAGAUGUGACAUUGAGAAGCUUUCUAGAAGGCCAGGAUCAGUUGCACUCCAUAUUGAUGCAGAAACUGGAUUUCUUCCGUACACAUUCAAAGAUUGAUUCCGCAAAAUACAAGACAUGUAACUCCAAAGUUCUUCAAGUGAUUAGAAAAUAUUUCAAUUCCGAAAAGACGUUGUUCAACACUAGUCUUGAAGCUUUGCAAAAGACCCAGAAGGAAGUCCUCACGAAGAACUCUUCGAUGAUAACUAGUUUCAAGACAAUUUUCAAAAGAGAUAAACAAUUUGCCAAUAGUUUACUCUUGACCUUCGGAGUCACAAAAUAUGAUGACCUUCUAACGAAAAACUGCAUGAAAGAAGCACUGUUUCUAUGGAUUGUUCGAGUUGCAAACAUGGAUUCAUACCCUCAAAAAUUCGACUUCUCAGUCCCACAAUUUAUCUACGAUUCGUUCCAAGAAGUAAGCGGAUCAAUUGUUAUCGAGAGAAAUAACGUAUCAGAUUUCAUGGAUUUCUACAAAAAACUCUUCCCAGGACUCAGUAAUAAGAUUCCUGAAGUCUUUAGCCCCGGCAAUUGGGGCAUCAGGCAGUUUAUCGUUGCAGAUACCGUGAUGGACCGCUUAGUAUGGACCAGGAAACUGACCCAGGAACCCUUCUUCAUCGUCAGGGUGCCCUUCAAAUUAUAG